AAACGCGGUCUGGUAUGGAAUUUAAGAUGGAGGACUUUGUAAACAGUGGAGUUGCUAACUAAAAAGUUAACUGCCUUUAUGAGAUAAUUUGCAAACAUUGUUCAAGUCACAAAUGGCGUUGAAAGGGCUCGAAAGUGAAGAUCUGGUCCAGAACCUGAGACAGCUUGUCAUCAGUUUUGAGCCUCAUAUCAGAGAGGCUGGAUCUGCAGAACAUGUCGAAGAAACGUUACAUCAUCUUGAAGAAAGUGAUGAAAAUUUUCACAGAUACGAAUUUGUGAAACAGUUGAAGAAAAAAAUAGAGGAGAUUUUGGGACCGCAAAUUGAAGAUGAAAUUGAGAAACAUGGAGGUCGAGUUGACAAUGGCCAGGAAACUCUUGUUAACAAAAUUACAGAAAGAAUUAUCAAAUCCAAACCAUAUGCUGAUUUAACCAAGAAGUUAAAGUCCAAUGUAGUUGAAGCUAUGAAUGACCUGAUGAGGAAUUUUGAUGCGGAGUUUGGUGUUGGAAGUCAUAGUGCAGGUCGAUACCCAAACAAAGAUGAUCGUAUGAGACCAUUCAAUGACUCUGAAGAAACAGAGUCUUCUUUAGACAGCUCUUAUAAUCAUGGCAGCUUAUUCAUGAACUCGGAGUACCUUCAACAAGUGGCAGAGAAGAUGAGUAAAACAAAAGAUAGUGGGACUCGUCGUGAGGCCCUACAGAACAUGAACACUGUUAGAAUAGAUGAUGUAAUCAGCUGUGAUCAUUUCCAAGUCAUCAAGAAACAUAUACUAGACGCUCUACUAGAUAGUGAUGAACAAAUUGUGGCUUUGUCUUUGAAAUUUGUGACGAGAGCUUUCACAACAACAUCUCCUCAUACCAAAGAUAUCUACACACUUCUAACUGAACAUUUGAUUUGUCAUUUCCACAACAGAAAAAGCAAUAUGCCAAAGAUAAAGAAUGGACUGGAUAUAACUAGGCCAGAAAUCCGUAGAAUUCUCACAGCUUUCCGCUUGAUGAAUGAGUUUCAGCAAGAAACAAUUAACUACUGGAUAAGAUAUCCAGAACAGUAUUUAGAGGAAGUGUUAGUGAGUACCCUCAACCUGUUGUCUAUACAUCAUGUUGGUACAGUAGGGACAUCACAAGCAUUGUCUCCGGUACAUUUUGUGGCACUGGUGGAUACAAAAGCUCAAUGGUUCAUCAAAUGGAUUCAUGGAAAUUUCAGCAGAAGUUUCUUGUUGGACUUGUUGGAGAAAUACAGACCAUUUGUUGAGAAUGCAGUAAAACAUUGUUUGGAGUUUUCAGCAGCAAGAAAAGUGCCAUUUGACCUCAUGAGUGACAUCUCAGAAAGUGUCUCAAAAUCAUCAUUUGAGAAUAAACGAGCUUACUACACUGGGGCCGAGCUAGAGUAUGCCUAUUUCAUCCAUUCUGCAUGUGUUAUUGGUAAACUCCUGUGUUUUGCCAAUGGGAGAAAAUUCUUUCCAAUCAAGUUGAAAGACUCAGAAGACCCAGUGUCUAUCAAGAAGUUGAUGGUUGCCAUGGUGUUGGUGGUUGUAGAUCCAAGUCCAGUUUUCCACUUACCCAGAGGGAAUACUUCGGAGAUGUUUGACCCAGCCAGGCUCAUCACAGAUGUUCUGAAAGGUCUAUGUAGUUCAGAACAGGCGUGUGAAAUUUGCCUGUUUAAAGAUGAAAUCACAAGUACACUGUUAUCUCCCAUCUCGCAUUUCCUGGAUGUAGCUUACUGGGAAGAAGUUGGUUUUGAAGAUGAUGAACACCAAGCUCCAGGAGAGAAGACUUUACUUCAUGUAGCAGACAUUCUGUCAAUGAUUGCUUCCAGUACUAAAGGCAGACGACAUCUCAUGUAUGGUGAAAAGAAUGACAUCUUCUCUCGCACAAAAUCAUCAGCAGCACAUAUUAUAGCCGAAUUUACAAAGAAAGCGUUGUUACGGCAACUUCCUCGAGAAGCUGGCCCCGCCCCAAGCCCAGCUGUGAUUGGUGCAUACCUCUACAUCUGCAGACAGUUGUACAAUACAUGUGAGGGUCUGCUUGUAUUAUAUCCAUAUGAUCUACACACUGUGAUAGCUGAAGCUUGGAGAGAUGCUUCGAAGGAACUUGAGAAUUCCCAUACACCAACACCAGAUGAUGACAGUUCUAGCGAUAACUCCAGCAUAACCAUUAGAGAGUCAUAUGAUGUUGUUGCCUGGGAGGACACAUUGCGUGACAACCUACUCAACUUUGCCAGCACUGCCAAGGGUAUACUUCUGUUGCAGCAGACUGGUGCUCUGAAUGAGUGUAUGUUUUAUAUGCAUACCAGAUAUGAGAAGAAACUACAGGUGAGUAAAUGUGAGAAGUUUGGUUAUGGUUACAUGGUGACUCAAGUUGCAACAACCGCUCCUGGUAUGGCUGCCCUCAAGAAAACAGGUUACAUCAAGGCAUUGAUCACUGAGUUAUGGUCAGUGAUAGAAUGUGGGCCCAUAGAUAUCACAUUGUUUACACCCAAAACCUGGCCAGUGGACCCCAUUGAUAGAACCGUACAUAAGCAUUUGGUGCGAUUGCUGAAUAUUCUGUCUGGCUUUCCUGCUGUGUAUGAAGUCCUGGCCAACAAACCUUUACCAUCCAAAUCUGCCUACAGCUUCAGAGAAAUGCCCGAAUGUUUACCAGGAUUUUUAGACAGACUGGUAGUGCUAGAUACCCCAGUGAAGGUGCAUUCUCUCUUCAAUGUAGAACAAUGUCACGUGUUUGGACUGAGAGUGCUAAGUGUGAUGAUCUCAUGUCUAGAUUCAUUCCUCCUGCUACAGUCACAGUACAGAAUACAGGAGUUCCUGCUAGCUGCACAGACUGAUAACCAAAUCAACAAAGAUCAAAAAGAUAUUAUUGUGGACAUGUUGUCAGUUGAGCGUAACAACAUACUGGUGAGGACGUACUUAAUUGGUGGGCCAUCAGAAAGGGUUUUACCAAGUCGCCAUAUUGAUGAUAUUGGAACUCCGUACCCUUAUCCCAUGUUCUCAUCAUACCCGAUACCGAGGGAGUACAGCCCAAAUAUUGGGGGAAGGUCAGCUCUGAAGCAAGGGUUUAUUUACCCCACCCACCAAAAUGUAUCAGAUAAAAAAGACAAUGAACUGACAGAGUUUCUGGACAGUAAGAAAGGAGAGAAGGGUAGAGCCUGGAUGGAGAAAUGUAGAAACCUUCUAUACAAGUUCUUCACUGGUAAAGGGGACCAGGUCAAAGGCAAUGUGGUACACAAGAUAUUAGAGAAGACAGUGAAUGUGAUGUGUAGUAUAGCUGAAGAAUCUGUGUUCCCCUUGAUGCAGUAUGCAGGUACAGACAGUGCAUUAAAAGCAGUGAGCAUUUCACCACUACAACAGCUAGGGAUCAAAAUGGCUAUCAGGUACGGCAUACAUCUGAAGGUGAUACACACAUCAUCUGAUGCUACAGACAGUUUGACGUUGUUGAUACGUCAGGUACACUACUAUCUACAACAGCAACAGAAAACCCCAGAAUCAGAUCUCAAUUCAUUAAAGACAGGAUAUCCUGGAUUUGACUGGUUUGCAGCUACUGUAUUUCUUGUAUUUAACGGAAACCAUGAGAAAACUUGGGACUUCCUACAGCAGUUUUCUACACUAGGAGCUUCAGGCUACCUCUGGAUACCCAGACUUCAUGCUUCAGUACACCUGCCAGCUGCAUUGAGUUCCAGUGGUAUUCAUCCUCUUUUCUCCAGCACAGGACACAAUAUAGAGUUCAUCCUACAGAUAGAGCUGCCUCUUGUCUCUUCGGCCUUCAAAAUGUCGGGAUUUACACCAGCACAGAUUUCUCAGCACUGGCUAACUCAGUGUUUCUGGAACUACUUGGACUGGCCUGACAUCUGCCACUAUAUCAUUGUAUGCAUGAUAUUUGGAGUUGACUACCAGGUGUAUCUGUGUGUCGCUAUACUGAAGCAUCUACAAAGAGAAAUCAUGUCACACAUGCAGUCACAUGACCUUCUCAUGUUUCUCAAGGAAGAGCCCAUACACCACUUCAAGGUUGCACAGAAUCUCAAGUAUAUGAUGGAUCUGGAGAAAAAAUAUAGGAAAAUGGUGUUACCUGAUAUGUUAAACAUCACCAGACCUUGAUAAUCAGGAAAAUGGGGUUCUAGGAAAAGGGCGUUACCGGACAAGUUAAAUAUCACCAGACCUUGAUGAUCAGGAACAUGGUGUUACCGGACAUGUUGAAUGUCACCAGACAUUCAUGUUGGAAAAUGCUGUUAAAUUACAUGUUGAAUAUCACCAGAUCUUGAUUCUAGGAAUAUGAUGUAACAUAUGUACAGUAUACCUUGAUUCUAAUGAAUAUAAUGUCUACUUGUGUGGAAUAUCACCAGACUGUAACUUCUGGAAACUCAUGUAACCUGAUAUCUUGAAUAUCACCAGAUCUAACUAUUGUAAAAUACUGUUGCAUGUCAUACUGAUAUUUUCUGGAUAUUGUGGUUGUAGGACAUAUUGAAUAUCACCAAAUUUUUUAUCGUGCCUGUUUCUUGAAGAUUGUUUGUACAUUCCUAUAAUCUGUGAUAAUUUCUUAUACCCAGUACUUUUGUAUAGUGUCAAUAGAAAUCAUGGUUUAAAUUUAAGAAUAAAAAUGUGUCUUUGUAUAUAUUUAACCACAUACUGACACUUGUAUGUUGAGUUUUUUUAGUACAAUGAAUUACUGCAUUUCUUGACAAUAAUAAACUUAAUAAUAAACUGCCAGUAUUAAAAUUUAAAAAAAGCAUAGCCGAUUUAUUCACUUACUGCUGUAAUGAAUUUCACAGGUCUUGUCAAUCAACUUGUAUUUACAGCUGGUCAAGAUGUGAUAAAUUAUUCUUGGGAAUACUGUAAAAUCAGUUACCUGUAUAUUCACGGGGAACAAACUGUAGUGUAGUCCACAAAAUUAAAUCUAAAUAAACAGUUAAAAUUCCCAUUCCUUUAUGUUUGAAAUUUGAAAUCAACAAAUUCAUAUCCCCACGUUAUUUUCCAUAAAAUUUCAUUCCCACUAAUUAAAAUUAAAUGAUUUUACAGUAUACUGCUGUCUGAGAACAUGUUACAUAUAUGAACUUCUUAUAAUAUAUCGGUAUAUCCGUCCAGAUAUUUGUAAUCGUUUUAUUGUUGUAGAAUUUUACACUGUUUUAUAUUUUAGAACCAUGUGAAUUAUCAAAUAUUUGUUGAGAAAGAAUAAAUAAAUGUAUUUAAAAAGUU
Messenger RNA from Mercenaria mercenaria, 5179 nucleotides. RefSeq names its product protein broad-minded-like. Bases 113 to 4084 code for a protein of 1323 amino acids. The record is from RefSeq and is a predicted model, not a curated record. The transcript is spliced from 36 exons. NCBI's taxonomy places the organism in Eukaryota, Metazoa, Mollusca, Bivalvia, Venerida, Veneridae. Gene Ontology annotation, biological process: non-motile cilium assembly.